Clunio marinus is the source of this 703-nucleotide messenger RNA. Lineage: Eukaryota; Metazoa; Arthropoda; Insecta; Diptera; Chironomidae. The record is from the annotation of a GenBank genome assembly.
AAAGUGCUGAAGUGUUUAAAAUUGUAAACAAAUGCAGGCUUUAAGCAAUAUUGUUUUAAAAUCAUACCAAAUAAGCGCUCUGAGAGUUGCUUCGAGUAAUAUUCACUCAACAGCAUCAUGUCUGAAAGCUGACGAUAGAAGGGAAAUAUUGGCGAGCAUGCCAAAGAAAGAUGAAGGAACUGAGGGAGAGAAAACGAUUGCCAUAGAUCAAUUAAUUCAAAAGGAUCGAGUCAGUAUGUUUCCAGAUGAGACAACACCAACGACUCUAUUCAAUGGAACUCCUUUCAAAGAUCUUCCCAUCGUUGCUAUUAAAACUACAAAAAACAACACAAUUAUCCAAUUAACAGAUGCUCAAGGCGUCGCACAAUUAUUCAAUUCAUGUGGUAUGGAAGGAUUCAAAAAUACCCGUAAAGGAACCAACAUUGCUGCACAAUCAACUGCAAUUUCUCUUAGUGCAAAAAUACUAGAACGUGGAAUCAAAACAGUUCGUGUAACAGUCAGAGGAUUAGGUCCAGGCAGAAUGUCGGCAAUUAAAGGUUUGCAAAUGGGUGGAAUGAAUAUCAUUUCAAUUACAGAUACAACAAGAGUGUCAUGGAAUCCUCCUCGUCCUAGAAAGCAGAGAAAGCUUUAAAUUUCUUAUUGACUUUAAUUUUGUAUUCUGAAAUAUGUAAGUAAAGAAGAAUAAAAUUGUAGAACAUUAAAA